Messenger RNA from Fraxinus pennsylvanica, 3255 nucleotides. Lineage: Eukaryota; Viridiplantae; Streptophyta; Magnoliopsida; Lamiales; Oleaceae. The record is from the annotation of a GenBank genome assembly.
AUGCCUGUUAAUCCAUGGACCCUUUUCUGGGCUUCCUUUUUUACCGUUUUAUCAACUGUUGCAGGUUUGAAUCCACAAGGGGAAGCGCUUAUCGCGUGGAAGAGCACGUUGAAGGGGUCCCUCAAGGCUUUAAGCAAUUGGGAUCCUACAGAUGAUACCCCUUGUGAAUGGUUCGGAUUAACUUGCAACUUCAAUAAAGAAGUUGUGGAGCUGAAUUUGAAGUACAUGGACUUACUUGGACAUGUUCCGAGUAAUUUCAGUUCAUUGGUGUCGUUGAAGAAGCUAGUCUUGUCCGGGACAAACUUGUCAGGAUCAAUUCCAGAGGAGAUUGGAAUUCUUCCAGAAUUGGUGUACUUGGAUUUGAGUGACAAUGCAUUGACAGGUGAAAUUCCAGGUGAGACUUGUCACUUGCCUAUGCUUGAACAACUUCUUUUGAACAAGAAUCGACUGGAAGGAUCUAUUCCAGCUGCAAUUGGGAAUUUAACAUCCCUGAUGUCGUUGAUUAUCUAUGAUAAUCAACUCAGUGGACCGAUUCCAGGCAGCAUUGGCAGCCUGAAAAGGCUUGAAGUUAUUAGAGCUGGAGGCAACAAAAACCUGGCAGGCUCAAUCCCACAGGAAAUUGGCAGUUGUACCAAUUUGAUCAUGUUAGGCCUGGCAGAAACCAGCAUUUCAGGAUUCCUCCCUCCAUCCCUCGGCCUCUUGCAAAAACUCGAAACCAUUGCUGUCUACACCACUCUUCUCUCCGGCCAAAUUCCACCGGAAUUAGGCGCCUGCACUUCCCUGGAAAACAUCUACCUCUACGAAAACUCCCUUACCGGCUCAAUCCCGACAAAUCUUGGUAACCUUCGUAGUCUACAAAACCUCCUUCUCUGGCAAAACAAUUUGGUGGGAACCAUUCCUCCCGAGCUUGGAAACUGCCAUCAACUACUCGUAAUCGACAUUUCCAUGAAUUCGUUAACAGGCAGCAUCCCUGAAACUUUUGGGAGCCUGGUCUCAUUACAAGAGCUGCAGCUGAGUGUAAACCAAAUAUCCGGCAAAAUUCCUGCAAAACUCGGGAAUUGUACGGCCCUCACUCACAUCGAACUUGACAACAAUCAAAUCACUGGUACUAUUCCAUCAGAAUUUGGGAAUCUGCCAAAUCUGACGCUGUUAUACUUGUGGCAAAAUAGCCUGGAGGGUAAUAUUCCACCAUCUUUGUCUGCAUGUCAUAAGUUGGAGGCGAUUGAUAUGUCACAGAAUACAUUGACAGGUCCAAUUCCAAAAGGUAUUUUUGAGUUGCAGAAACUGAACAAGCUUUUAUUAUUAUCUAACAAUCUUUCCGGCAACAUACCGCCGGAAAUCGGGAACUGUUCGUCCCUGAUUCGAUUCCGGGCCAGUAGUAAUAUGCUUACAGGGCCAGUUCCGUCAGAAAUCGGGAGGUUGAAGAAUAUAAAUUUCUUGGAUCUGGGUUCAAACCGGUUAACCGGAAUUAUACCGAUAGAGAUCGCUGGAUGCCAAAAUCUGACGUUUCUUGAUCUGCAUUCAAAUUCUCUCUCUGGACAGUUGCCAGGGAAUUUGAACCAGCUAGCCACGCUCCAGCUCUUGGAUGUAUCUGAGAAUUUCGUUGAAGGUACGCUGAAUCCGAGUCUUGGCUCAUUGAGUUCACUGACAAAGCUUAUCCUUAGGAUGAACAGGCUAUCUGGUUCAAUACCAACCCAACUCGGUUCGUGUUCCCGGCUUCAGUUGCUUGAUUUAAGUAGCAAUGGGCUCGACGGACAGAUUCCGGCGAGUUUGGGGAAGAUUCCGGCAUUGGAGAUUGCUCUGAAUUUGAGCAGGAAUAAACUUUCCGGUGAGAUCCCAUCAGCGUUUACCGCAUUGGAUAAGCUUGGAGUUUUGGACCUUUCCUACAACCAGCUAUCUGGGGACCUUCGUUAUCUGGCCGAACUUCAAAAUCUUGUGGUGUUAAAUGUGUCACAUAAUCAAUUCUUGGGACACGUGCCUGACACGUCAUUCUUCUCCAAGCUGCCACUUAGCGUUCUAGCUGGCAAUCCCGAGCUGUGUUUUUCCGGUAAUGAGUGCUCUGCCGACAAGGGUGGAGCCACUAAACACGGCAAGUCGGCGAGGGUGGCAAUGGUGGUGUUGCUCUGUACUGCAUGUGUCCUACUAUUGGCUGCACUCUACAUUAUCCUCGGAGGCAAAAUGCGGGAACGUGGUGCCCACAAUUCUGAUUUGGACAGCGUCGGCGAUGUAGAGUUAGGUCCACCAUGGGAGGUCACGGUGUACCAAAAGCUUGAUUUGUCAAUUGUUGAUGUAACCAAGUGUUUGACAGCUGUCAAUGUGAUUGGUUGCGGGCGAUCGGGCAUAGUUUAUCGAGCAAACAUUCCAUCAGGAUUAGUUAUAGCUGUAAAAAGAUUCCGGACAUCGGAAAAGUGCUCUGCAUCGACAUUUUCGUCUGAGAUUACGACGUUAGCUCAUAUUCGACACCGGAACAUUGUUAGACUAUUGGGUUGGGCAGCUAACCAGAAGACCAAGCUAUUGUUCUACGACUACAUGCCUAAUGGAUCAUAUGGCUACUUUGCUCCUGAAUAUGCUUGCAUGGUAAAAAUUACUGAGAAGAGCGACGUCUAUAGCUAUGGAGUCGUGUUGCUAGAAAUCAUAACUGGGAAGAAACCAGUUGAUCCAUCGUUCCCUGAUGGACAACACGUGAUUCAAUGGGUUCGGGAUCACCUAAAGAGUAAAAAGAACCCUGUUGAUAUCAUUGAUCAAAAGCUUCAAGGCAAUCCGGACACACAAAUUCAAGAAAUGCUCCAAGGCCUUGGAAUAGCCCUACUCUGCACCAGUAACCGAGCAGAGGAUCGCCCUACAAUGAAAGAUGUCGUGGCCUUAUUGAAGGAAAUCCGGCAUGAGCAGACUACCGUAAGUGAAUCCCACAAAACAGCCAGCAAAUCAUCUAAAAUCUCCGAAGUUCCAUCGAAUUCAUCCACAUCUGUGAUCCCAGCUCAGUUGCUCGUCCAAGGUGCUCCUCCUGCAGCGGUCGUGUUGGAAGAUGAUGCGCCUAGCGCAGCAUCGCGCGAAGAGCGCCAAACCAGUUGUUCUGGUGGUGCAGCGCCCCCUGGAAAGGUGGUGCAUCCAGCAGGGAUCACACGAAGAUGUAAUGAGCAAAGCAACACCAUCGCCGAGAACAUGUGCUCUGCACCACCACCAGAUCGUUGCUACGCUUCGAGAUUCGUCUGGCUGGAGCAAAAAAAGAGUGAGACUCGCCAAGACCAUCGUUGA